AAGUCUUACGAAAAUGGUUGGUCACACUGUUUUGUAGAAUAAUAAGCAAGAUAGAUACGACUAAAUCUAUUUUUAAUUGUUCGAAAUGGCAAAGCUCUCUCUGCACACUGAAAUCGAAUGCGAACCGAUUUCCGAAAAUAAUCAUAAGUUUGCACUCAGUCGCGUCCAAUUGGAUAGAUGGCGCUCCCAGUUCUAUGCCACGCCCCUCAAUCGUCUGGCUCAGAAUAUUUGCACAACAAGCGAUCCCAUCCGAGCAUGCUUGCGUCAGGAUCUAACGUCUCUGGCCAUGCCGGGCAAAAUUCAGCACAAGCUGGAGAAAGUGAUCAAACCCACUGCGGAUGGUCCCAAUUGGCUAUGUGCAGGGCUCGAUCUGCUGCGCCUGGCCAUGAAGAAGGACUGUGAACUCUCUGUUCCAUAUCUGUUCUACUGGCACAAGCUGGAGCGUUGCAAUUAUGUGCUGAACUCUGUGGUAGAGCUGUUGGAGCGUUGUGAACCGCUGGAUGGACGCACCUUUCAAUAUUUGAUGAAGCAUCUGGUGCCCGAUGGCGGCAAUUGGCAAAUGUUUGUCAAUCUGGUACAGAAGUAUGGCAUUAUGCCGCAUAAGUGUUAUUUCGUCAGCUGGUCAGCAUCUCGCUCGCUGCAUCUGAACAAGAUGCUAAGAAGUAAAUUGCACGAAUUCAGCAGCCGUUUGCAUGCCCAAUUUACCUUCGAUGGAGAUGGCAGCAACUUGCCCUCAAUGGUCAAGACAAUGGCCGAGGAGCUAUACAAGAUAAUCAGCAUUUGCUUGGGUACGCCGCCCCUAGAAUUCUCUUGGACUUUCAAGAAUGAAAAAAAGGGGAAGACUUACACUCCCAUGAGCUUUUAUCAAAGUUUCGUGGUGCCGUUCCUUACCCUGAAUGCUCAAAUCUGUUUGGGCCACGAUCCGCGUCUCAGUUCCGGCUAUCAAAGGAACUAUCGCAUUGCCUACGCCUGCAAUAUGGUAGAUGGACUGCAGCAAAGCUACAACAAUCAACCGGUGGAAAAGCUGCUGCAGAUUAUGGUGGCAUCUCUGGCAGCAGGUUCAGCUGUGUGGCUCGUCUGCGAUCUCCAGGCCAUCUUCAAUACCAAGUCCGAAGUGCUUAGCCUGGUAACGCACAACUUUGAACAGGUCUUUAGCAUGUCAGUGGGAACGGAGCUCAAUAAAGCCCAGCGUCUGGAGUACAAAGAAACUCGUCGUAACACGGUAUUGCUGCUAACAGAAGUUAUCGUAGAUGAGAUGCAAAAGCCGCUGCAGUUUCGGACAAUCACCACAGCAGCCGAAACCGCCACCAAGAAAUCGGAAUCUAAUACAACUUUGCAAGGCGACGAUGACGAAGAUGAUACUGAAACUGAGAUUGAGACUGCUGCCAAACGAAAGUCGUCUAAGGCCAAGGCGACAGUAAUUAACGUCGAUUGGCUUAGAGAAUAUGCCUUUGAGAUAGUUAUUGAUACGCUCUUUGUGCCCCUUGAUUUGUUGCAUGCGGCACAAACGCAACCGUACGUGGAAUUGCCCAUUUGGGAUCCCAUGGGCGCGCUUCUGUCUUGAUGAGUGUAUGUAAUACCAAUUUUCUUGAAGUAAAACUACAAACAAUAUACAAAUUCUA
Messenger RNA from Drosophila albomicans, 1622 nucleotides. Its product is annotated as bleomycin hydrolase. Gene Ontology annotation, biological process: proteolysis; response to toxic substance; L-homocysteine catabolic process. Gene Ontology annotation, molecular function: cysteine-type aminopeptidase activity. Gene Ontology annotation, cellular component: cytoplasm. NCBI's taxonomy places the organism in Eukaryota, Metazoa, Arthropoda, Insecta, Diptera, Drosophilidae. The transcript is spliced from 2 exons. The record is from RefSeq and is a predicted model, not a curated record. Bases 86 to 1564 code for a protein of 492 amino acids.